Messenger RNA from Fusarium pseudograminearum CS3096, 1167 nucleotides. RefSeq lists its product as uncharacterized. The coding region runs from base 1 to 1167 and encodes 388 amino acids. The transcript is spliced from 2 exons. Gene Ontology annotation, biological process: 7-methylguanosine mRNA capping. Lineage: Eukaryota; Fungi; Ascomycota; Sordariomycetes; Hypocreales; Nectriaceae. The record is from RefSeq and is a predicted model, not a curated record. Gene Ontology annotation, cellular component: mRNA capping enzyme complex. Gene Ontology annotation, molecular function: mRNA guanylyltransferase activity; ATP binding.
AUGGCGCAACAGGAUGGGCCUAUCACCUCCAUCGCGGAGCCAGGUGUCAAGGCUCACGGCCAGCUUUUGCACGAGAUGCGAAGGGAGGUCGCAACCCUUCUCGGUAGAUCGCAUACGGGGUUUCCUGGCGCUCAGCCCGUGAGCUUCGCCCGGCAGCAUCUUGACGAGCUCGCGCAGCACGACUACUAUGUCGUCGAGAAGUCAGACGGUAUCAGAUACCUUCUUUAUUCAACAACCGACGAGACCAACAACGAGGCGCACUACCUAAUCGAUCGCAAGAACGACUUUUGGUUCAUCACAAACAGGAGCCUUCACUUUCCCCUCGAGACGUCCCCGGAAGCCUUCCACACAAACACGCUUAUUGAUGGCGAACUGGUUUGGGACACCGGCUCGGACGGGAAGCGCGUCCCCAUGUUCCUUGUCUUCGACUGCCUGGUGCUGGACGGUGCAUUGCUUAUGGAGCGAACACUCGACAAGCGCCUCGCAUACUUCGACCAGCGAUUCUACCGCCCUUAUAAGAAGCUGUACCAGGAGUACCCGCAGGAACUGGAAUUUCAGCCCUUUUACGUCGAAAUGAAGAAGCCCCAGUUCGCCUACGCCAUCGACAUGAUGUUCAGAGAUAUUCUACCCAAGCUGAAACACGGCAACGACGGACUUAUUUUCACCUGUCGCACCACGCCCUACAAACACGGCACCGACACUCACAUCUUGAAGUGGAAGCCCCCGGAGGAGAACACCAUUGACUGCCGUCUACGUUUGACCUUCCAGCAGGUUGACCCUACAGAGUCGGACCGUCGAGAGGGCAUCACGGAGCCAUUCAUCGACUAUGACAGUAUCCCAAAAGCCGAACUGUACGUGUACAGAGGGGACAGCGGUCCCGAUAAAUAUGAGUUCUUCAAUGAUGUACAUAUCAAUGAGGAGGAGUGGGAGACCCUCAAAUCUCUCAACGACCCAUUAGACUGGCGCAUCGUCGAAUGUAAUAUCGACGAACAGGGAAGAUGGCGUAUUGUUCGUUUCCGUGACGACAAGAACGAGGCAAACCAUACCACCACCACCAAAAGUGUGCUUCAGAGUAUUGAGGACCGAGUCUCGGAGAAGGACCUAUAUAGAGCAGCUGGUGAUAUCAAGAACGCGUGGAAGGCUCGGGCCAGCAGGGGCUCCAAGUAG